Molecule: messenger RNA, 2921 nt
Organism: Paramecium sonneborni
Lineage: Eukaryota; Ciliophora; Oligohymenophorea; Peniculida; Parameciidae
Source: the annotation of a GenBank genome assembly
AUGAAAUACUUCUUAUAAUCAAUUGAUCAAUUUGGUGUUGAGUACAAACUUCAAAUUCCUCCUAUCAAUCCAACCUAAAAAAGUGCACUGGGAGGAUUAUUAACCCUAACAUUAUACGGGAUUAGUUUAGCAUACUUUCUUGUAGAAUUUGUUGAUUGGUAAUAAAAUAAUAAGCUUCCUAAGAUUACAUCUUUAAAAUAACAGAUUGAAGUCAACUAAACAAUUUUUUUGAAAGGUGUGUUUGUUGAAAUCUGUUAUUAUUAAAAGCUUAAUAAUUCAAUAGAUCCUUUCGAUCCAAACAAGCUGAUUUUUAAUCCAAUUUUCCAAGUGAUACCAAGCAAUUGGAAUAAUGUAUUUCUACUUAUAUUUUAGAUUUAAAACUUAACUUUAAGACAUUAAUAAGAAUAGUAGGAUAAUGGAAAAAUUAUAAAUAAAUUUUAUAUUGAAGAUAUAACUAUUUAAAGAUCUCCACCUACAUCUUCUGUUGUAAAUGCUUUAGAUUAUUAAUUAACAUUUGGUUUUUGCUAAAAUAAUCGAUUAGCUGAGGGAUAAAAGUGUGCUGAUGAAGAAACAAUUAAAUAAUUUUUAAAACAGGAUAACUUUUUCCAAGUGUAAAUAUUUAUUGAAUAAUUUGAUCCAAAAACAAAAAAUUUCAAAAAGGUUCCCAAAUUUUUUGUUCUCGAUGUUUAGAUAAAUCGAUUAUUUUCUAAUUAAUAUUUAUUACAGCAAGGAGAAUUAAUCUUAGAUGAUGGAUUUUUAUUACCAACAGAGGAAAAAUUAUCUUAUCUAUCUGAUAUUUAGGCUUUAAUAUAAACUUAUGAUUGGGAAUACUCGCAAAAAGUGUUCGGCGAGAAUUUAGUUUCACUUUUAUAUUUUAAUUUGGACUAAAUAAAAAUAGUAAAUAUGGUUGAAUACCCAAAAAUCUCAGAAAUAUUAGCAGAUACAGGUUCAAUCAUAACUUGGAUUCUUUCAAUAUCAUUUUUAGUAUCAAAAUAUAAUGAGAACUUAAGUAUGUAAAAUACUUAAAAUGAAGUAAUUUAAAUGUAUUAUCAUGAUUAUAUUGAUUUUAAAAUAUAAAAGAAUUGGUUAGGUAAAAUCAAAAGUAUAAAUUACAAAGAAAAAGAAUAUGAUCCAAAACAAUCAGAAGAAAUCCUUAAUAAAUUAGAUUAAAUUGUAAUAAAGAAAAUAAAUUAUUUAAAUUUAUAAAAUGAAGUAGCUAAGUAAGAAUUUUUUAUUUAAUUAAACUAGGUUAUAAUUAAUCUUACAAGAACAUUUAGGAUUACAUUAAAUUAAAAAAUAUUUAGAAUCAAAAAAUAAAUUAGAAUUUCUUUUUGAGAAAUUAUGCAUACCUGAAAAAACAUCAAAAUAAUAAAUAAAUUAAAUUGUAUUUCUUUUUCAUAUUUUAAGCAUAUUUUAAAUGAACAGUAAUCUGAAGGAGUCUCAUAAUUAGGNUUACAUCUUUAAAAUAACAGAUUGAAGUCAACUAAACAAUUUUUUUGAAAGGUGUGUUUGUUGAAAUCUGUUAUUAUUAAAAGCUUAAUAAUUCAAUAGAUCCUUUCGAUCCAAACAAGCUGAUUUUUAAUCCAAUUUUCCAAGUGAUACCAAGCAAUUGGAAUAAUGUAUUUCUACUUAUAUUUUAGAUUUAAAACUUAACUUUAAGACAUUAAUAAGAAUAGUAGGAUAAUGGAAAAAUUAUAAAUAAAUUUUAUAUUGAAGAUAUAACUAUUUAAAGAUCUCCACCUACAUCUUCUGUUGUAAAUGCUUUAGAUUAUUAAUUAACAUUUGGUUUUUGCUAAAAUAAUCGAUUAGCUGAGGGAUAAAAGUGUGCUGAUGAAGAAACAAUUAAAUAAUUUUUAAAACAGGAUAACUUUUUCCAAGUGUAAAUAUUUAUUGAAUAAUUUGAUCCAAAAACAAAAAAUUUCAAAAAGGUUCCCAAAUUUUUUGUUCUCGAUGUUUAGAUAAAUCGAUUAUUUUCUAAUUAAUAUUUAUUACAGCAAGGAGAAUUAAUCUUAGAUGAUGGAUUUUUAUUACCAACAGAGGAAAAAUUAUCUUAUCUAUCUGAUAUUUAGGCUUUAAUAUAAACUUAUGAUUGGGAAUACUCGCAAAAAGUGUUCGGCGAGAAUUUAGUUUCACUUUUAUAUUUUAAUUUGGACUAAAUAAAAAUAGUAAAUAUGGUUGAAUACCCAAAAAUCUCAGAAAUAUUAGCAGAUACAGGUUCAAUCAUAACUUGGAUUCUUUCAAUAUCAUUUUUAGUAUCAAAAUAUAAUGAGAACUUAAGUAUGUAAAAUACUUAAAAUGAAGUAAUUUAAAUGUAUUAUCAUGAUUAUAUUGAUUUUAAAAUAUAAAAGAAUUGGUAAGGUAAAAUCAAAAGUAUAAAUUACAAAGAAAAAGAAUAUGAUCCAAAACAAUCAGAAGAAAUCCUUAAUAAAUUAGAUUAAAUUGUAAUAAAGAAAAUAAAUUAUUUAAAUUUAUAAAAUGAAGUAGCUAAGUAAGAAUUUUUUAUUUAAUUAAACUAGGUUAUAAUUAAUCUUACAAGAACAUUUAGGAUUACAUUAAAUUAAAAAAUAUUUAGAAUCAAAAAAUAAAUUAGAAUUUCUUUUUGAGAAAUUAUGCAUACCUGAAAAAACAUCAAAAUAAUAAAUAAAUUAAAUUGUAUUUCUUUUUCAUAUUUUAAGCAUAUUUUAAAUGAACAGUAAUCUGAAGGAGUCUCAUAAUUAGGCGGAGAAAAUGCGAUGAGAGUUAAUUAUAAUAUAAUUUUGGAUUAAGAAGUAGAAGAAAAAAUAGGAUUGUUAUCCAUAAAAACAUCAGACAAUAACUAAAUAGAAAAACAUAAUAGCAAUUAAGAUAUAAGUUAACCAAUUCAUAAUUAUAGUACCUAAUUCUAAGUCAUUAAUAUUGAAUAGUCAAUGGAAUCUAAAUGA